Molecule: messenger RNA, 519 nt
Organism: Aspergillus puulaauensis
Lineage: Eukaryota; Fungi; Ascomycota; Eurotiomycetes; Eurotiales; Aspergillaceae
Exons: 1
Coding region: 1-519 (172 amino acids)
Source: RefSeq, a predicted model, not a curated record
AUGACGCCCACCCGUGGGGAAUAUACCUUGUCCGAGUAUAUCCUUCAAUGGCUUCUCGGUCCUGGUUGGCAUUGGAUACUCUUCUUCGUAUAUGCAGCCUGGUGGGCCCAAUUACAAGAUGCUCGACUCUCCGAACACAGGCAAGGAGAGAAAAGACCUACGAUUGACUGGCUCAGAAGGAGAGGGUCUCUUCGCUCAGUCAAAGAUGCUCAGAAUUUGCUCAUUUUUCAUGUCAUCCUUCUUGUCCUAGAACCGGUCGAAGGACAUUGGAUUCUAACAUCCUGGUAUCGCACAUUCUCGGCUAUCUACUGGAUGCAAGUUCCUGAAAACUAUACAUGGGGUGACACUCUUGUCAAAUAUUGGUGCAAUUUUCUCUUCCCCGUCGGCCUAUUAUUCUGGUCCCUGGUGGGCAUUGAUCUGAUGCUACUUACCUGGGCGCAUGUACAAGAGUUAAGGGUUUUGACACCACUGGUUGAAACUCGAGAUUUAGGGGAAGAAAAAGCCAGGAACGAAGAGUAA